AUGGCUGAUACUGGCAGAGCAACAGCUUCCCCGCUUGCUCUCCAGAUCUGCCCGGUGAUCCCCCAUGGAAGAGGGUUUCUGCAGAGCCCAAACAUCCCACUAAACCCUGUUUUCUCUGCUGCCCAGUUGCAGGAGCUGGUGUGCCAUGUGAUGAUGGGAAACCUCGUCAUGUUUCGGAAGGACUCGGUGCUGAAUAUCCUGAUUCAAAGCCUGGACUGGGAGACCUUUGAGCAGUAUUGCACCUGGCAGCUCUUCCUGGCACACAGCAUUCCUCUGGAGACCAUCAUCCCCAUCCUGCAGCACCUCAAGUACAAAGAGCACCCUGAGGCGUUAUCCUGCCUGCUGCUACAGCUGAGGCGAGAGAAGCCCAGUGAGGAGAUGGUGAAGAUGGUUCUGAGCCUUUUUUUUUUCACCACCAGCAUCCUGCGCCACUGGUGCAUCAAACACGAUGACCUCCUGGCCGAGCACAUCAAGUCGCUGCUGAUCAAGAACAACAGCCUGCCACGAAAACGCCAAAGCCUGCGCAGCUCCAGCAGCAAACUGGCCCAGCUCACCCUGGAGCAGAUCCUGGAGCACCUGUACAACCUUCGCCUCAACCUGACCAACACCAAACAGAACUUUUUCAGCCAAACCCCGAUCCUGCAGGCGCUGCAGCACGUCCAGGCCAGCUGCGACGAAGCCCACAAGAUGAAGUUCAGCGACCUCUUCUCCCUGGCAGAGGAAUAUGAAGACUCCUCCACCAAACCCCCCAAGAGCCGUCGAAAAGCCACCCUCUCCAGCCCGCGCAGCCGCAAGAACGCGGCCCAACCGGCCAACAACGAGGAGGAAUCGGCUUCCAGCAGCGCCUCGGAGGAAGAAGACACCAAACCCAAACCCACCAAACGGAAAAGAAAAGGUUCCUCGGCAGGGGGCUCGGACAGUGACUGA
Messenger RNA from Antrostomus carolinensis (chuck-will's-widow), 927 nucleotides. Its product is annotated as integrator complex subunit 3-like. Lineage: Eukaryota; Metazoa; Chordata; Aves; Caprimulgiformes; Caprimulgidae. The record is from RefSeq and is a predicted model, not a curated record. Gene Ontology annotation, cellular component: cytoplasm.